Messenger RNA from Cydia pomonella (codling moth), 914 nucleotides. RefSeq lists its product as uncharacterized. The coding region runs from base 38 to 424 and encodes 128 amino acids. The transcript is spliced from 3 exons. The record is from RefSeq and is a predicted model, not a curated record. Lineage: Eukaryota; Metazoa; Arthropoda; Insecta; Lepidoptera; Tortricidae.
ACAGCAAGCCAUCCACGCCGCCGACGCCGUCGCCGCCAUGUCGCCGCUCGCCUGCUCGCUGCUCGCUCUCGCCGCACUGUUCGCCGUUUCCAACGCGAAAAAUGUUCACAUUCCAAAUCCCUUUUGCGAUGAACGAAUGAGAGGCAUUGAAGGCGACAGUAGUGAACAUUUCAAGAUGACUGUUUCCGGUGGUGUUGUGAACAUCCCCGAUAAUUGCACCCGAUUGGGCCGAAAGUUGGUGGGCGAGGAUGUCAGUGUCUGCAACGCGCCCUAUUCCAAGCCCUUGCUCCGCAGUGUUUUUGGCCUUUCGAACAAGUUCGGGAUACUGGGCAUCGAUUGCCCCACAAACACCAACGGAUGCAUGACACUCGAAUUGGACGUCACGCAGCAUUGCAAAAUGGACGUGCCACUGGUACGCGGAUAAUAAGCAGCCAAUAUAACUUUAUUCUCCUAAAGUCCACGGUCCUACACAUAGUACUAAUAAUUUCAAUUAAAUUUUAGUCGUAUUUAAUUUGAACAGAGUUGCAUUAAUUUUAAAUCAAAUGAAAUUCAAUCUUAUUUCAUACAGCUCUAAGUCAACUACCAAUAUUUAUUUUAUAAUAACGGGCUUUAGGAAUCUAUGGGAAUAUUUUUUUUUUUUUUUACUUAAUUUAAAUGAAGGGCUUAAUAAACAUUCUGAAGUAAGCCAAUGUCUUUUGGAUAACCACUCACAUGCUUCAGGUAGCUGUAGCGACCAGCUGUCAUCACUAUUUUAUUUAUUUUAUAAUAAUAAAUGUCACUGAAAACUACCAAUCGAGUGAGUGGCUAAAUAUGUUCUGCUUUCGGCGUCGUGGAUAUGAAAGUAUUAUUUGAUUCUGGCUAAAUUUGGUUUUAUGUUUUUUUGCGUGUGGCAAAUUAAAAAUUGAUAAUCAUAA